This is a messenger RNA of Racocetra fulgida, 310 nucleotides long. NCBI's taxonomy places the organism in Eukaryota, Fungi, Glomeromycota, Glomeromycetes, Diversisporales, Gigasporaceae. The record is from the annotation of a GenBank genome assembly.
AUUCUCCAACAUGGGUCUACGAAUGUUGAUCGUAAUAGGCUGAUGCCGUUUGUAUCCGUUCUUGUGGAUUUCUUGGUUGUUUGUUGCUGGUGGUGGACUGUUGAACAAUAUAUGUGGAAGCAAGUACAUAAAAAUGAAGGAGUUCAUGAUGUUAAUGUGAAAAUGAUGGGUUUUGAUGUUGGGAAAGUCAGAGAUAACGUAGUCGUAGUUGAUGGUGAAGUAAAUGAUGAAAUACUUACCAGAAAUAGGGAUAGUCUUAAUGAUUCUUGUGAGAUGUGGUUGGAAAAGGUUCAGAAAUUUAGAGGUGUUG